Ahaetulla prasina is the source of this 2466-nucleotide messenger RNA. Its product is annotated as zinc finger protein 493-like. Bases 1 to 2466 code for a protein of 821 amino acids. Lineage: Eukaryota; Metazoa; Chordata; Lepidosauria; Squamata; Colubridae. Gene Ontology annotation, molecular function: RNA polymerase II transcription regulatory region sequence-specific DNA binding; DNA-binding transcription factor activity, RNA polymerase II-specific. Gene Ontology annotation, biological process: regulation of transcription by RNA polymerase II. The record is from RefSeq and is a predicted model, not a curated record. Gene Ontology annotation, cellular component: nucleus. The transcript is spliced from 3 exons.
AUGGGAGCCUCCUGUUUUGCCCUUGCUGCAGAUGUGGUGUUUUCCUUCAUUCUUGGCUCUCAAGAUGGAGCCUUGAAAGGCUACUGGAGGCAGAGGGUUCCUGUGGCCUUUGAGGAGGUGGCUGUUAAUUUCACCAGUGAAGAGUGGUUGCUGCUAGAUCCUAGCCAAAAAGCCUUGUAUCAAGAAGUCAUGUUGGAAACGUCUAGGAUGGUGGCCUCUUUAGGUAAGGGUUCCUCUGGAGGAAUUGAUCACCAGAAGAAUGACCAUUGCCAAGAGAACGGUAUAGUGUCAUCACAAAUGAUCAAAAUUGAAAUAUCAGACGAGACAUGCACAAAUAAGUGGGGAAGGAAGAGAGAUGACAAAAGCCAAUCUUACAACUGGAGAGAAAAAUCCAUUCUCAAAGACGCAGAAAUGGGUCACCACUUCCUGACCCAAUGUGAUUACAAAGAAAGCAGCAAAGGAAAUUGUCGUGGAACUGGGAAAAGAUUCAAAGCAAAACUCAAUUUUAGUAAUAAUAGCACAAUUAAAAAAAGCUUCAUCACUAACAAUAUUUUGCCCCAGAGAAUGAUCCAUGCCCCAGAGAAGCCCUUUAAAUGUAUGAACUGUGGAAAGAGCUUUAGGUCGAGUAGUAAUUUAACUUCCCAUAAAAGGAUCCACUCGGGGGAAAAGCCUCAUAAAUGCAUAGAAUGUGGGAAAAGCUUCCAUAUGAACAGUUCCCUUAUUUUUCAUAAAAGGAUCCAUACAGGAGAAAAACCCUAUAAAUGUAUAGACUGUGGAAAGUGCUUCACAAUAAGCAAUUCCCUUAGUUAUCAUAAAAGAAUCCAUACGGGAGAGAAACCCUAUCAGUGCUUAGUGUGUGGAAAGAGCUUCAGCCAAAGCAGUUCCCUUACUUCCCAUAAAAGGGUCCACACAGGAGAGAAACCCUAUAAAUGCAGUCUGUGCGGAAAGAGCUUCAGGUACAGUGGUUCUCUUACUUCCCAUAAUAGGGUCCACUCAGGGGAGAAACCAUAUGAAUGUGAAGAUUGUGGGAAAAGCUUCAGUAUGAAGAGUUCCCUUAUUUCUCAUAAAAGGAUCCACACCGGAGAGAAACCUUAUCAAUGUAUAGAGUGUGGGAAGAACUUCAGCACAAGCAGUGACCUUAGUUCCCAUAGCACGAUCCACACAAGGGAGAAAAAAUAUGCAUGCAUGAUGUGUAAAAAGAGUUUCAGAUCACGGAAACAACUUACUUCACAUAAUAGGAGGAUGCAUACAGCAGAGAAACCCUAUAAGUGCCCGGACUGUGGAAAAAGCUUCAGCAUGAACAGUUUCCUUAGUUCUCAUAAAAGGGUCCAUACUGGAGAGAAACUGUUUCAAUGCUUGGAAUGUGGGAAGAACUUCAACACGAGCAAUGACCUGACUUCCCAUAAAAGGGUCCACACGGGAGAGAAACCUUAUCAAUGUAUAGAGUGUGGGAAGAACUUCAGCACAAGCAGUGACCUUAGUUCCCAUAGCACGAUCCACACAAGGGAGAAAAAAUAUGCAUGCAUGAUGUGUAAAAAGAGUUUCAGAUCAAGGAAACAACUUACUUCACAUAAAAGGAGGAUGCAUACAGCAGAGAAACCCUAUAAGUGCCCGGACUGUGGAAAAAGCUUCAGCAUGAACAGUUUCCUUAGUUCUCAUAAAAGGGUCCAUACUGGAGAGAAACUGUUUCAAUGCUUGGAAUGUGGGAAGAACUUCAACACGAGCAAUGACCUGACUUCCCAUAAAAGGGUCCACACGGGAGAGAAACCCUAUCAAUGCGUAGAAUGUGGAAAGAGCUUCAGUAUGAAUAGUUCCCUUACUUGUCAUAAAAGGAUCCAUACAGGAGAGAAAAAAUAUGCAUGCAUGGUGUGUGGAAAGAACUUCAUGUGGAGCAAUCAACUUACAUCCCAUAAAAGGAUGCAUACCGGGGAAAAACCCUAUAAAUGCAUGGACUGUGGAAAAAGCUUCAGCAUGAACAGUUCCCUAACUUCUCAUAAACAGGUUCAUACAGGAGAGAAACCUUAUCAAUGCGCUGAGUGUGGAAAGAGUUUCGGUAAGAACAGCUCCCUUAUUUCUCAUCAAAGGGUCCAUACAGGAGAGAAACCCUAUAAAUGCAUAGUGUGUGGAAAAAGCUUCGGUAUGAGCAGUUCACUUACUUCACAUAAAAGGAUCCAUACGGGAGAAAAACCCUACAAAUGCUUAGAGUGUGGGAGGUGUUUCAGCACAGGAUGUAACCUUAAUUGCCAUAAAAGGAUCCAUUCAGGAGAGAAACCCUAUCAAUGCAUAGAAUGUGGAAAGAGCUUCAGGACAAACUGUAACCUUAACUCCCACAGAAAGAUACACACAGGAGAGAAACCCUAUAAAUGCAUAGAUUGUGGGAAGAUUUUCAGAAAAAUCAGCGAUUUUACUUCCCAUAAAAGGGUUCACAUUGAUCAACUAAAGAUACCUUUCAAGUUAUCACCAUAA